UUUGCACCCAGGUGAGAGGAGCCAAUAUAACUGAUGAGAUGAUUUAGAGCAGCAGCAGCAGCCACUUCCAGCAGCUCCUGCCAGUGUCUCUGUCCAGCACGUCUAAGCUCUUGAUUUGUCUGGUCUGACGGCGGAAACUGAGGAGACGAUGUCAUCCCAACUGAAUGACGCCAUGGAGAGUCUCAUCAAAGUCUUCUAUUCCUAUUCAGUCAAAGAAGGUGACAAGUACAAGCUGAGCAAUGCAGAGCUGAGGACUCUGCUGCAGGAGGAGCUCUCAGAUUUCCUGGCAGCCAGCAAAGACCCUGCAGUGGUGGAGAAGAUCAUGAAGGACCUGGAUGAGAACGAGGAUGGCGAGGUGGACUUUCAAGAGUUUGUUGUUCUGGUGGCUGCUCUCACAGUCGCCUGCAACGAGUUCUUUGUUGAUCUUAUCAAGGAAAACUGUAAGGGCAGAAAGUAGAGGUGAUGGAAGAAACUCCAACUGAAAUGUUUCAAAUUAUUAA
This is a messenger RNA of Cynoglossus semilaevis (tongue sole), 500 nucleotides long. RefSeq names its product protein S100-A1-like. The transcript has 3 exons. Gene Ontology annotation, cellular component: cytoplasm. NCBI's taxonomy places the organism in Eukaryota, Metazoa, Chordata, Actinopteri, Pleuronectiformes, Cynoglossidae. Gene Ontology annotation, molecular function: calcium ion binding; calcium-dependent protein binding. Bases 149 to 457 code for a protein of 102 amino acids. The record is from RefSeq and is a predicted model, not a curated record.